Molecule: messenger RNA, 2175 nt
Organism: Aspergillus nomiae NRRL 13137
Lineage: Eukaryota; Fungi; Ascomycota; Eurotiomycetes; Eurotiales; Aspergillaceae
Exons: 6
Coding region: 1-2175 (724 amino acids)
Cellular component (GO): mitochondrion
Molecular function (GO): FAD binding; proline dehydrogenase activity
Source: RefSeq, a predicted model, not a curated record
AUGAUGUUCUCCGUACCUACUAGACAGCGCCUGUUCCUUGUGACUCGACGACGGCCCUUGGUUGUGGCGUCUCGUUUCAACUCUAGGCUAGCAUCGACAUUGAGGAACCCAGCCAGCAGACCAAAUGACUCUUGUUUCAAUAGCAAAAGAGCUGCAUAUGCUGCGGGCGGCACCAGCCUGGCCAUUUUGGGUUUGAUGUGGACGGGACGCAAUCGGUGCGAUGCUCCGGACGAUGCCCGCGACAAGAGGGCCCUCUCGACGGUUCCAUUGACAAAGCUCCUUUCCGGCUGGGUCGCGUUCGCGUUCUGCUCCUCUCCGACCUGGGUGGGCAUGAGCGAGUCUCUAUAUAACAUUCUCUCGAGAAUUCCCCUUGUGUCUUCCAUCACCAAUGCGGUUGUCAUGCAGACAUUUUUCAACCAGUUCCUUGGGGGGCAAACGAUCGCUGAGUGUAUUUCCAAGAUAGAGGCUCUGCGCAGUGAGGAAAUCGGUACCCUUCUAGGCUAUAACAUCGAGGCGGAACUGGAUGGUUCCAGCAAGGAUAUGCAACUCAUUCUCGAGCAGACCCAGCAUGUUUUGUCUUCCAUAGAGGCCCAGGGGAAGCUAUCUCGCCGGCUGUGGCCCGACACCACUGCUACUGGCGGUGAUAACCGGUGCUGGGUCCGAAUCAAAGUCACUGGUCUGUUGUCCAACCCAGUUGCUCUUUACCAUGGCUCCAAUGCUAUCCUCAACGCAAGGGCAGAAAAGGGCUUGGACAAGGACGUCCCAUACCCUGGGCUGCCCCAUGAUGGUGACUGGGAAGCCGCACUGAAUGGAGAUGGGGUGACGCACGCGGAUCGCAAAGAGCUAGUAGCCCUACGCGCCGUUCUGGAGAAGAUUAUCAGCAAAGCACGAGAGAACAAUGUGCGCAUUGUUAUUGAUGCUGAACAAUCAUGGUAUCAGCCAGUUAUCGACAGUCUGACCGACGAGUUUAUGCAGAAAUAUAACUCACUGGACGGCCCCGCUACUUGUAUCGCUUCGUUUCAAGCUUACCUCCGCAGGUACCCUCAGUUCCUGGAUCAGCAAAUUGAGCGUGCUGAUAAGAAGGGAUACAAACUCCUCUUCAAGCAGGUUCGGGGAGCCUAUAUGGUCACUGAAGCAGCGAGAUGGAAGAAGGAAGGCCGGGAGGGGCUAGGGCCAGUGUGGCCUACAAAAGCAGAUACCGAUGCCAGCUACAAUAAUGGCAUUGAGAAGACUCUCUCCACCGUGACUGAUCAGAUUCAACAGACUGGCCGGUCGAGGAUCAGUGCCGUGUUUGCUACCCACAACUCUAUUAGUGUUGACUUGGGGAUAAAGUUGCUGGAGAAGUAUGGAGUGGCAAAACGCAUGCCUGGUGAGGACAGACUUGUGAUUUCAAGUGAAGCUGCUGGUAGCAUUGCAUUUGCGCAGUUAUAUGGAAUGAAGGAUGACCUUACCAACAAAAUCACUGGCUCCGUUAUGACUGCAGGUGGAUUCCCGCUCGUCGUUAAGUCAAUGAGCUAUGGUGACCUGAAGGAAUCUUUACCGUUCUUAGCAAGACGGGCUACGGAGAAUAAGGCGGUUCUGGAGGGGCGAGGCGGCGCCGCUGCUGAGAGGUCACGUCUGGGUCGAUCAUGGCUCCCCGUACACUCCACGCUGCGAUACAGAUCAAGUACCAAAGACAAGAACACUCAGCUGAACGUAUUCGUGUCCAGCAAACGAUUUAAAAUUGACCUUUUGGCUGCCAAUUUUGAAAGCUCCCCUACCCUGCUGGAAGAGUAUCUUCGGCAAGUUAAGCGCCAAGAACCAGAAUACAUACCUGACACAAAUGAAGGAGAGUUUGAUGAGCCUCUGGAGGAAAUGCAUGAUUGGAUUUUGCAACCGUUUCUACCAAUAUUCAACUCUAUUCCUUCUCUAGACCUGAGCCGGAAGUACACCCUAGAGAACUGUUUAUUCUCAGAGGAAAUUCAUUACACUGUCAAAGUGGUAGGCGGCAAUUUAGUCCCAGCUUUUCUUGAGAAAACGGAUGGCAAGAAGAACCACCUUGUCGGAGCUAUUCUACCCUCUUCCUCCUAUAUCGACUACUCGGCGUUUCCCGUCUACCAUCCCAGUGAGAUUCACGUUCCAGUCAAUGCGGAAUCGACCUCAUUACCCUCUAUACCUCGUAAGGUGUUUAUUUGA